Messenger RNA from Plectropomus leopardus (leopard coralgrouper), 1691 nucleotides. It is a transcript of the gene cgref1, whose product is annotated as cell growth regulator with EF-hand domain 1. Gene Ontology annotation, molecular function: calcium ion binding. The record is from RefSeq and is a predicted model, not a curated record. Lineage: Eukaryota; Metazoa; Chordata; Actinopteri; Perciformes; Serranidae.
CAGAGGUGUCCUCCAGAUGUGAAACUUAAAACGCAAAACUAAACCUCUUUACUGUCCACACAUCAACUAUGCACACAGGUGUGUUCAUGGAGUCUCACCUGGGCAGGUUAGUCCCAUGUGUUCUGUCCCUAUACCUGUUCAUGCAACUGUGCCAGGCUGCACCAGGUCAACCCGGGACACAAAGGGAGGAAUCGUUUAAUGCCCGCCCCAAUGUAGUAGCACUAGCCAAUCCCUUUGGCUCUGGAGAGGAGGACCGCGGAUUGCGGCAAAGUUUCAUUCAAUCCAGUUUGAAGGAUGGCCAACAAGGACCAGAAAUCAGCACCUGGGAGCAAGAGGUGUUCUUCCUGUUUGGUCUAUACGACUAUGAUCGCAGUGGGCUCCUGGAUGGCUUGGAAAUGAUGAAGCUGCUUUCAGACUAUAACACCCAUCAUACACCUGGUGCACAGGCCAACGAGCUGGUGGUGUCUAUGGUGGAUUUUUUACUCCAGUCUCAGGAUCUAAACCAGGAUGGCCUGUUGGCCCCAUCUGAGCUGCUGUCGCCGUCUUUACCUCACACACAGGACUCCAGCAACAACAAUGCACCUCACCAGGAGCAGGAGGAGAAGGCAGGAGCAGCAGAGCAGAGAGAGGAGGCUCACCAGGAGCAGCAGCCUCAAGAUGAAGAGCAACCUCAACUGGAAGUAAAGACAGAAGAAGAGGAGCUCAUUAAACAAACACAUGAACAGCAAAUACCAGAAGCCCCAGAUGCAGAUCAACAGCAGGACCACGAUGCCCCUGUUCAUCAGGGACAGCCGGAGAUGUGAAACCAGCUCACAUGAUGGUUCACACAAUACCACUAAGGGGACUUCUUAAUUUUCCACCCCACAAAUAAUCUUCCUCUUGAUUUCUGAGACUAUACUGUCUAUUUAAUUUGACUGUUAAACACGCUGAUUAAUGAGAAGAUGAAUGUAUUCAAAGUAUUCCUGUCACUGUAUUUGAAAACUUUUCUACAACUAGUAACUAUUGGUUAUUAUUACAAAUGCGAAGAUUUCUUGAGCUGCAGAAGGGACAAAAGUCCUGAAUUCAAAAUGCAAUAUUAGUUAUAAAAAAUAAGCCAUCCUUAGAGGUGCAAUUUGUAAUUUCCAUGCACCCAGUCCAACUGAAUGGGGGCCAAUAUUUCACCCAUUCUCAGUGUUAAAACUGAGAUUCCUGUGGACUUUCCAGCAGGUUGGGUUUUUUCAUUUCAGUUAUUGUCAACACAAAAAACCUUUCAUGUUUUGCCAUUUAUUACAAGGAAACAUUAGAUAAAUACAAAUGCUGAAAUUCCCUUUGUGUGUGUUUGGUGCAUAUCAUGUGAAGGCUAAAUACAGCAGUAAUUGACAACAUAUAUAUAUAUAUAUAUACAUAUAUAUAUAUAUAUAUACAACAACAAAAGUGUGACUUCUUCCCACUCUGUUGAUAAAGUUAGUUCAUUUUUGGAAUGUUUUUAACUAAAAUUUUGCCCAGAUCUUACAAAUUGCACCUUUAAUACGAAUGAGUACUUUUAAAUAUUUUUUUUCCUUUUCCCAGCACAUAAAAAAGUAAAUCACCUAAAUCAUUUAAAUUUGUUUUUUUGCUUUUAUUGUAUUUAUUUGGCCUUUUUAUUAUUUUUCUGUGAAGAGGCUGUUGUUUCAUGUACACAUUGAUUGGUCUUUUUGUGUCUGACUGGCUGA